Molecule: messenger RNA, 2397 nt
Organism: Physeter macrocephalus (sperm whale)
Lineage: Eukaryota; Metazoa; Chordata; Mammalia; Artiodactyla; Physeteridae
Gene: NR2C1
Product: nuclear receptor subfamily 2 group C member 1
Exons: 14
Coding region: 260-2077 (605 amino acids)
Biological process (GO): negative regulation of transcription by RNA polymerase II; cell differentiation; anatomical structure development
Molecular function (GO): nuclear receptor activity; RNA polymerase II cis-regulatory region sequence-specific DNA binding; zinc ion binding
Source: RefSeq, a predicted model, not a curated record
CUGCACUCGUGCGCAGGCGUGGACGGGAGCGCGCACCGAGGAGCCGAGGGAGGGGUCACGAACUCUGACCCCCCCAAUACCCAAACCCAGAAAGCUCCCUGCCCCCAUUUUUUUUAACCCUCCCCCCUUCAGCUUUCUCCAACCUGUCUCUUCCCGGAGCCCCCCCCGCCGCCCAGCAGCCGCUGCAGCGGGGCUGUCGUCUACGCCCGGCGAAGGACGUAGCUCGGCAGAGAAGCGCCGGACACUUGGCAAUUAAAUCAUGGCAACCAUAGAAGAAAUUGCACAUCAAAUUAUUGAACAACAGAUGGGAGAGAUUGUUACAGAGCAGCAAACUGGCCAGAAAAUCCAGUUUGUGACAGCACUUGAUCAUAAUACCCAAGGCAAACAGUUCAUUCUGACAAAUCACAGUGGCUCUACUCCAAGCAAAGUCAUUCUGGCCAGGCAAGAUUCUACUCCAGGAAAAGUUUUCCUCACAACCCCAGAUGCAGCAGGUGUCAACCAGUUUAUUUUUACAACUCCUGAUUUGUCUGCACAACACCUCCAGCUCUUAACAGAUAAUUCUUCCUCCGAACAAGGACCAAAUAAGCUUUUUGAUCUUUGCGUAGUAUGUGGAGACAAAGCAUCAGGGCGUCAUUAUGGAGCAGUAACUUGUGAAGGCUGCAAAGGAUUUUUUAAAAGAAGUAUCCGAAAAAAUUUAGUUUAUUCAUGUCGAGGAUCAAAGGACUGUAUUAUUAAUAAACACCAUCGAAAUCGCUGUCAAUACUGCAGGUUACAAAGAUGUAUUGCGUUUGGAAUGAAACAAGACUCUGUUCAGUGUGAAAGAAAACCCAUUGAAGUAUCAAGAGAAAAAUCUUCCAACUGUGCCGCUUCAACAGAAAAAAUCUACAUUCGAAAAGACCUUCGAAGCCCAUUAGCUGCAACUCCAACUUUUGUAACAGAUAGUGAAACUGCAAGGUCAGCAGGACUGUUAGAUUCAGGAAUGUUUGUGAAUAUUCAUCAGUCUGGCAUAAAAACUGAGUCAACUGUGCUGAUGACACCAGAUAAGGCUGAAUCAUGUCAGGGAGAUUUAAGUACAUUGGCAAGUGUGGUUACAUCAUUAGCACACCUUGGAAAAACUAAAGAUCUUUCUCCAAAUGGUAAUGAAUUGUCUAUGAUUGAAAGCUUAAGCAAUGGUGAUACCUCUUUGUGUGAAUUUCAUCAAGAAAUGCAGACUAAUGGUGAUGUUUCAAGGGCAUUUGACACUCUUGCAAAAGCAUUGAAUCCUGGAGAGAGCACAUCCUGUCACAGCUCAGUAGAGGGCAUGGAAGGAAACGUACAUCUAAUUGCUGGAGACUCAAGCAUAAAUUACAUCGAAAAAGAGGGGCCACUUCUCAGCGAUUCACAUGUAGCUUUCAGGCUCACCAUGCCAUCUCCUAUGCCUGAGUACCUGAAUGUGCACUACAUUGGGGAGUCUGCCUCCAGACUGCUGUUCUUAUCAAUGCACUGGGCACUUUCGAUUCCUUCCUUCCAGGCUCUAGGGCAAGAAAACAGUAUAUUAUUGGUGAAAGCCUACUGGAAUGAACUUUUUACUCUUGGUCUUGCCCAGUGCUGGCAAGUGAUGAAUGUAGCAACUAUAUUAGCAACAUUUGUCAAUUGUCUUCACAGUAGCCUUCAACAAGAUAAAAUGCCAACAGAAAGAAGAAAAUUAUUGAUGGAACACAUCUUCAAACUACAGGAGUUUUGUAACAGCAUGGUAAAACUCUGCAUUGAUGGAUAUGAGUAUGCCUACCUGAAGGCAAUAGUACUCUUCAGUCCAGAUCAUCCAGGCCUAGAAAACAUGCAACAGAUUGAGAAAUUUCAGGAAAAGGCUUAUGUGGAAUUCCAAGAUUAUAUAACCAAAACAUAUCCAGAUGACACCUACAGGUUGUCCAGACUACUACUCAGAUUGCCAGCUUUGAGGUUGAUGAAUGCUACUAUCACCGAAGAAUUGUUUUUCAAAGGUCUCAUUGGCAAUGUACGAAUUGACAGUGUCAUCCCACAUAUUUUAAAAAUGGAACCUGCAGAUUAUAACUCACAAAUAAUUGGUCACAACAUUUGAAAGCUGAGAUCUCAGUUUAAACUGAUUGUUCUUUCUUACUAGAACACAAGAAGACACCAAAAUGAACUCAUUGCUUCCAGGGCAUCUGGAAGUUUUUACUUUAAAGAGUAACCAAAAACCAAGAUAUUUUUAUCUUCCUUAAGAAGAAUUUUUGAAGUGACUGGGCAGGUAGCAGGAAUUAGAAUUUCCCUUCCUGUCUUAUUUGAGUGAGUAAAAAUACUAUGAUUUAUUCUUGGCUGAGAUGACACCUAGAGCCAUCACCUCUUGACUAAGAUAUCUCCUUUUAUUUUAUAAAACAAAUAAGUCUCUCUUUUUUCCCC